AUGGUCUUUAAUCUCUUCUUCCCCCCCCAGCGCUCUUCUUCCUUUUCUUCCAUUUCUCCAUCCAUUCUCUCCUACAGACGACAAGCAGCAUGCCUCUUCCGCCGCACCCUCGUCAGCUACAGAGCCGCCGCACCGACCUACGGCAUCACAACGGACACAGCGGAAUCCCACAGGGAUCCCCCUCCUCUCUCGAACUUCCCAUUCCGCUUCGAAACAGGUUAUGCCCUGUGCCCCAAGAGGCCUUCCCGUCCCUUUCCGCCGCCCUUCCUUUCGAUACCGUCGACUUCCUUCUCCGAUCCCCUGACAACUCACUUUCGCAGCCAGGAUAGGCGGCCGUGGGUGAAUGGUGAGCUAGUCAGGGGCCUGACGAACGGCGACGAUGCGGUUCUUGUGUCUGAGAAUUAUCUGGGUGUCAACGACGGUGUAGGAGCGUGGGCAACAAAGCCGCAGGGCCAUGCAGCGCUAUGGUCCAGGCUUAUACUUCACUUCUGGGCUCUGGAGGUGGAGCGGAAUGUCACCGGAGACUCCGCUCCAGAUCCCGUCUCGCUCCUACAGCGCGCCUACGAACACACUAUCGAAGCAACUUCCUACCCGAACAAUUGGCUGGGCACCACGACGAGCGCCACAGCCCUGCUACACUAUACCAUGAACGAUGGGUUUCUGGCUCCGAUACUCUACGUAACAAACCUGGGUGACUGCCAAGUGAUGGUAGUCCGACCACGCGAACAACGAGUUAUUUUCAAGACGGAGGGCCAAUGGCACUGGUUCGACUGUCCCAUGCAGCUGGGCACGAAUAGCGUAGACACACCGCGGGAACAUGCGGUGUUGACGCGGGUCGAGCUGGAAGAGAGAGACAUUGUAGUGGCCGUGUCAGACGGCGUGGUGGAUAAUCUGUGGGAACAUGAGGUGCUCAAGGUUGUUUUGGACAGUUUGGAGGAGUGGGAAUCCGGGAAGAGGGCGGAUGAUUCGUUUGCUGGGAAUACACCCGAUGGAGACAGGAGGAUGGUUUAUGUAGCCCGUCGCCUGCUGCAGGCUGCUAAGGUUAUUGCGCAGGAUCCAUUUGCGGAAAGUCCGUAUAUGGAAAAGGCUAUUGAGGAGGGGCUGGCUAUUGAAGGGGGCAAGAUGGACGAUAUCAGCGUGAUUAUUGGAAUGUGUAUGAAACGGAACAAAUAA
Molecule: messenger RNA, 1173 nt
Organism: Paracoccidioides lutzii Pb01
Exons: 3
Coding region: 1-1173 (390 amino acids)
Source: RefSeq, a predicted model, not a curated record